GGGAAACAUCCAGUAAAGUCUGGACUUUGAUCAGAUCGUGUGAAACACACUUAGUGUAGACAUGAGAAUUUUGUUUCUCACGCUACUAGCGGGGCUGCUGGCCUUGGCCGUGUCUGAGAAAGAAAAGGAGUCCACAUCUAAGAAGAUCGUGCCACAAGAAAAUGCUAAAGAAGGCACGGAGAAGAAACAAGACAAGCGAGGACUGAGUCACAUCGAAGGAGAUUAUGGAGGACACGACGAUGGCGGUUACGGCGGUGGUGGUGAUGGCGGCGGCUUCGACGGCGGCCACGACAUCGGCGGUCACGACAUCGGCGGCGGUGACAUUGGCGGUCAUGACGGUGGUGGUUACGAUGGUGGUCACGGCGAUGGUGGUUACGGCGGUGGUGGUUAUGGCGGUGGUGGUUAUGGCGGUGGUGGUUAUGGCGGAGGUGGUUAUGGCGGAGGUGGUUAUGGCGGAGGUGACGACGGUGGCAAGGUCAAACAGAUCACUAUCGUAAAGACCGAGAAGGUACCUUAUCCGGUCGAGAAGAAAGUUCACUACCCGGUGGAGAAGGAAAUUCCAUACCCGGUUAAAGUUCCGGUACCGCAACCAUACCCGAUCGAGAAGAAAAUACCGGUACCGGUAAAAGUUUUGGUGAAGGUACCGAUUCAUAUACCGCAACCGUAUCCAGUCGAGAAGAAGGUGCCGUAUCCGGUUCACGUGCCGGUUGAAAGACCGGUGCCCUACAAAGUAUACAUUCCUCAACCGUAUCCGGUCGAGAAGAAGGUUCCCUAUCCUGUAAAAGUGCCAGUGCCGCAGCCGUUCCCAGUAGAAAAACCUGUGCCGUAUACUGUAAAGGUUCCGGAGCAUGUGCCGCAACCUUUCCCGGUCGAGAAACCGGUGCCGUAUCCGGUAACAGUACCCGUUGAACGACCGUAUCCGGUGCACAUAUCCAAGCCGUAUCCUGUACCCGUUGAAAAACCGGUACCUUAUCCAGUAGAGAAGAAGGUACCUUAUCCGGUUAAGGUACAUGUGGAACGACCUGUAGCAGUGCCAGUGGAAAAACCGGUGCCCGUACACGUUAAAGUACCAGUACCGGCGCCGUAUCCGGUGGAAAAGCCGGUGCCGUAUCCGGUAGAGAAGCCGGUGCCUUACGCCGUAAAAGUGCCUGUUGAACGACCCGUACCGGUUACUGUGAACAAGCCGGUGCCUGUGACGGUUCCCAAGGCGGUACCCUAUCCCGUAAAAGUUCCGUAUGCGGUACCAGUGCACGACCAUCAUUACGAAUCCGGUUCCGGAGGUGAUUACGAGUCCAGCUACGGGGGUCACAGCUACGGGGGUCACAGCUACGGGGGUCACUCGGGAUAUUAGUAACCAAAGUGCGGUAGUGGAGGAUUUUCGACCCCCCGAACGAAUAAGUCAGAGAUGAAGAGAAAUGUAUCAGAAAGAUACAUGUUAAAACAAAAGAAAAUUUGUCGAUACACAUUUUGAUUAAUGUAUAUAUUCGAGAAUAUGAGAGAAAAUUGU
Messenger RNA from Pseudomyrmex gracilis, 1507 nucleotides. RefSeq names its product skin secretory protein xP2-like. The record is from RefSeq and is a predicted model, not a curated record. Bases 62 to 1351 code for a protein of 429 amino acids. Lineage: Eukaryota; Metazoa; Arthropoda; Insecta; Hymenoptera; Formicidae. The transcript has 2 exons.